CUUCGUACGAGCCGUGUGUCGCCGGCCCCGUGCCCCGCGCCCCGCGCCCCGCGCUCGUCUCGCCGCAUUCUAGUCGUGGGUGUAGCGCCGUGCAGUCCUCGCGUGUGCCGCUCUAGUGCGCCGUUUGUGAGUGCUUUAGUUCCCGCCGUGUGUCAGUGUGACGAAGGAACCCGUGUCCCGUCGCGGAGGAUGUUAACAGCGCCCGAAAGCAGCUGUUGACGUCUGAACCAGUAACCAGCCGCCUGGGCGCUCCUCUCUUCACCCCGCUCCUCUCACCCCCUCCAAGAUUGCUGCCACGAUGGGUCGGAAGAAAAUACAAAUAUCACGGAUCACGGAUGAACGGAAUCGGCAGGUGACCUUCAACAAACGGAAAUUCGGUGUGAUGAAGAAGGCGUACGAGUUGAGCGUACUGUGCGACUGCGAGAUCGCCCUGAUCAUCUUCAGCUCAAACAACAAACUAUACCAAUAUGCUAGCACGGAUAUGGACAAGGUACUACUGAAGUAUACGGAAUACAAUGAGCCGCACGAAUCGCUGACGAAUCGGAACAUCAUCGAGGCACUCACGAAGAAAGAGCAUAAGAACGGAGUGAUGUCGCCGGACAGUCCCGAAGCGGAGCCCGAGUACAAUCUCACACCACGGACCGAGGCCAAAUAUUCCAAGAUCGACGAGGAAUUCCAGAUGAUGAUGCAAAGGAACCAGCAGCUGAACGGAAGUAGAGUGGGAGUUGGCGUUACCGGAAGCAACUAUAACCUGCCAGUGAGCGUGCCAGUGGGGAGCUAUGACCAGUCUCUGCUGCAGGCCAGCCCACAGAUGCACACCUCUAUCAGUCCACGGCCCUCGUCUUCGGAAACCGAUUCUGUAUACCCAAGCGGCGGAAUGCUCGAGAUGUCAAACGGCUACCCUGGGUCCGGGUCCCCGCUGGACGGGGGCUGCACCCCGUCCCCGUCCCCCGGGCCAGCCCCCUCCCCGCACCGCCACAAGCACCACCCCCCGCCGUCGCCCCGCCACAACAACCUGCGAGUCGUCAUACCCAGCAACAUGCCGCCGCCUCAGGACGAUCUGUCUUAUACGGGAGAGACACCACUAAGCUACUCAGGACUCGGCAAUUUCGGACCACAGGACUUCAGUAUGAACUCGGACAUCGGCAUAGGACUAUCAUGGGGAGCGCAUCAGCUGCAGACACUACAGCACAACAGGUACAUUAGCAGCCUGCCGGUGUUGGGCACGCCGCCGCCGGCCGCGUCGCCGGGCAACGUCAAGAUCAAGGCGGAGCCCGUGUCCCCUCCCCGCGACCUGCACCGCCCGCCCGCGCCCGCACACCUGCCGCCGCAUAUCGAUGGUUCAGUGACAUCGAGCAAUAUGGGCUCGCCGGGACAGGACAUGCGGCACGGGCCGCUGGACUACGAGCAGCCGCACUCCAAGCGGCCGCGGAUCGAGGGCUGGGCCACAUAGCUGGGCCCCGAGGCCUUCGGUCCCUACCCGAGGCCCAUCCACCCCCACUGCUAGGCCCAGCCCGAUCGCCCGGUACUGUGCUCUUUUCCCGUGGUGCAACUAAAGUCUGAAUUCGGAAGGUGCUCUGGCAUUGGCUCGCGGAAAAGGGCAGACUAGCGGAGAGAAUUGAUGUUUCACUACCCAUCUGCACAUACACUGAAUGUUAGCCUCCUUGUAAAUACGUGACACUAUGUGCAAUCCGUGCCAUUGUCUAUUUAGCUUAAAGUUAGUCAAUUAGUGAUAGUUAAUAUAGUGGACGGAUCGGACUGCGCGCCGAAGUGAGGAACGGUGAAACUGUUGACUCGUGUUAGUGUUUCGAAAGUUUUUUGUGCCAUUUUAAAAUAUUUUAGUGUGACAUCCGAACUUUCGUAAUCGUAAGCGUUAGCGUCAUCACAGAAGAUAAUAAAGUUAUGUAUUGGAAAUGUACUUUAUCUAUUGACAUAUUUAUACAAUAUAAGAGUAAUAUUUACAUAAUAUGUAUACACGUCCCGUUAGGUACGAAUGUUAUGUAUUGUAAGUAGAUAAUGUUAGCUAGACUCGUUUAUGUAAAGGUACCACACGAAGCUUUAAAAUUCUUAUGAUAACACUUGCACUCUAAGCAUUCACGAGAGUAACAUCUAUAUUGUAUAACGAUCCUGUUGCCCCGUUUCGACGGUUUAAAGCGGUCAAAAUAAGUACAAGCUUCAUAAUAGAGACACCUGUAUGCGUUACACGCCGCGUCAAAUCGUUUAGUGUAAACGGGGCUUAAGUCUUAACGAGUACAUCUGCGUUUCACAUCUACCCCCCAACUUUCCGAUCCUACCGACUGCGCCUCCGCGUCUGUGCGAGAGAGACAGCAGCGCGGAUGUACUCGUUACACCUAAUUGGUCCUUCGCAUAAUGUUGAUCUCAACCUGAUCGGCUUCGAAUUAAAAGUAGCAUGUGAACUCACGUUUGCAGACCAAAAUUGAAGUCAAUUUGUAAUAUCACAUAAUAAAUCUGUAUAAAAUACCCAUGUGUUAGAAUAAUUCUAUUUAGCGUGUAAUAAUAAUUGGUUAUCAAAAAUGCUUGUUGUAUAUUUAUUUUGUUACUGUGAUCUGAAGCUAGCACUACCAUAAAAUUAUUCACUAAGCAUAGACAGAUGUAUAUUUUCACAAAAAUCAUAUUUUCGUAAUGCACUAUAUCACAUGCGACCCUAUUUUUAGAAAGUACGACCGUUUACAGUACGUUAUUUUUCGAGAAAAGAUGCUAUAAUAUUUUUGAUUUCGAGGAAAAGUUUCAAACUAUUUAGAGUUCCUAUGAAUAAAAAUUGUUACUUGUUAUAUGAAUAGAUCAUGUUUAUUUCUACCUAUCGAACCCUAUAUCACUGUAGAUGCCUUAUUCACAGUGCCUGAAUGUACCAUAUACCUACCAAAUUUAUAUAGACUAUGCUUGACUUUUCACGUCUUAAAAUAUUGUAAAAUUAGUAUUAAUCUGUAUCAUACAUAUAUUAUAAAAUAUAUCGGUAUGACAAUACCGGAUCGCAUAAUCCUUGUGUAUAUAAAAUAAAUUAUGUCAUUGAAGAAAUACUGCGCUCGGGCAGUCUUGAACUCGUAGAAUAUAACACAAUUACGCUCAUAUUUACACCUUCAAAUCACAAUAACAAAAUUAUAAAUGUAUAUUUGUUAAAUGUGUACAGGGAAGAAACAGUUUUGACGAUCAAAAGUCUGAACACGUACGAUAUGUAUUUUCGCAUUGUAAAAUAUUUUACACUAGAUUACGAAUUAAUAUUUUAAUACUGAGUAAAUAAAUGUUGUCCCUUUACCGGGAGUAUAUUCAAACGUAUAUGUGUAGAAUUGUUAUUGUGAUAUACACAAUGCACUGUUACAGUCCUCUUAUAAAAAGAUCUAAAUUUGCGUUGAUUCUUGAUCGUUUUCGGUCGUUCGUUCCUAAUAGUUUAGCUGACCGUCGAGUGCUUCUUUGAUUGCUCAAAUUAUUUGGCCGCAGUAUUUGACGUUCGUUGUAUGGUUUCUCAGAUACUACGUUUUCCGUCGACGAAGUCGAGUUUUGAUGAAAAAUGUCCCGAACCGUCAUACGUAGAUUGUAGUUCUUGCAACGUCUUGCACGUGUUUUCAGAGACACAUUACUUUCACUAGAUCUAUAUAAGUCGGUUGCACUUAACUUUAUCGACUCAAGAGUCACAGUAAGCUGGUAUUGGGAGCAUUAUUUCCGAGGUUGUGAGAUUCUGUCGGAAAUGAUUUCAUUAUUAUUAAUUAUCGUUCAUAACACGCACAAGUACGGCGUGCGUCGUGUGAGGGUUUGCUUGGUUUGUUUUGUAGACGUAUCUACGUUUGUGUAUGUUUUUCCUGUAUUAUUAACCGCUUUACAAUAGUAAAGAGUAGCGUCCUCGGUAUGAGUUUCGGUGGCCGGAGUGUCAACUCACCGCGGCCUCUUAACUCGCACCCGGAGCGCGCCCCGUUAAAUUAAGUAUCCGUAAUUAUUAUGCAUUUAAAGCAUCGUAGUCGUAAGUGUUUAUAGUUAAAGUUCUGCUGAUUUCAAAGUAGAUCAGUACCGCCAGCUCUUUGCUAUUGUAACGCCGUGCAUCGUGAACGAUCCAGAUAGAAUAGGUAUUAUACAUAUCCUUAUUGAAUACUCAACUUCACUUUCUGGUAACAUCCGUGCAAUAACAGAUUGCUACUAGUUGAUAGGUGUAUUUUUGUUUGAAUUUACAAAAUCGAGAUGCGAAAUAUGUUGUAUUUUAUCGAUAUUUUUACGUAUAAUGAGCGUACCCGUUUUUCUGAGGUAUCUCAUUGGAUUUAAGUCAUAUUGUAUAAUUAUUUUUAAGUUGAGGCCGGGCGGAAUCCUGCAUUAUGUUAGGUCUAUGCGCCUGCGCGCACUCUUUCGCAAUGUAUAAAACAUCUCUAUGGCUGAAUGGAUUAAUGUUAAUGAACAGUGUUAGAAAAUUGUUAUAAAUUAUUUUGAUGACUGUUCGAAGGGUAAUAAAGAGUUGGAUGUCAA
Messenger RNA from Aricia agestis (brown argus), 4467 nucleotides. RefSeq names its product myocyte-specific enhancer factor 2 (gene Mef2). The transcript is spliced from 9 exons. Gene Ontology annotation, molecular function: protein dimerization activity; RNA polymerase II cis-regulatory region sequence-specific DNA binding; histone deacetylase binding. The record is from RefSeq and is a predicted model, not a curated record. Gene Ontology annotation, biological process: positive regulation of transcription by RNA polymerase II; cell differentiation. NCBI's taxonomy places the organism in Eukaryota, Metazoa, Arthropoda, Insecta, Lepidoptera, Lycaenidae. Bases 299 to 1453 code for a protein of 384 amino acids.